Molecule: messenger RNA, 2811 nt
Organism: Branchiostoma belcheri (Belcher's lancelet)
Lineage: Eukaryota; Metazoa; Chordata; Leptocardii; Amphioxiformes; Branchiostomatidae
Product: lebercilin-like
Exons: 9
Coding region: 483-2786 (767 amino acids)
Biological process (GO): intraciliary transport
Cellular component (GO): axoneme
Source: RefSeq, a predicted model, not a curated record
AAACACGCGAGGCAUGCCGGGAUACAUGCCAGCCUGCCAUCUUGGAGGUUUUUGUUUCUUCGCGAUCGUCUUGCGGGUUUCACGUCGCGAAAUUCUAUCCUCUUGGGGACCAUUCCUCUAGUCUUGUCCCCUCAAUACCUCGCAAGACGUCUUGUGAACGUGUGCGCCGUUCCCAGAAGGAGUUGGGGAAGAGGAGUUUAAAUUUUUACAGAGGCAGCCCGUCCCCAUCUACCGCGGUCCUUCGGUCCUCCACUACCGAGGAGGUUGGAGAAAGACUCCUUGGUGAAACGGAGGUUGUGAGGAGGACCUUCCUAACGUCUGCAGUGUGCAAUGACAGCCGUCCUGCCGCCCCAGCAACCCAGCUAUGGCACAGACACUGGGAUAGGGUCGGGGGACUCCUUCUUCGACGACACGCCGACCAGCCGUACCCGCUCUCCGCCCUCCCCCGCCGGUCGCCCUCCCCGCCCCGGCGUAAGGCUACCAUGUCCGGCGGGAAGACCCGCUCCCGAUCCCGGUCGGACUCCUACACGGACGCCUCCUACUCAGACUCGUUCGACUCCGAGUCCGAGACGCGAACCCCGACUCCCACAAGGGCCGGCAAGAAGAAGGGGAAACGGGCGUCCAGCGAAACUUCUCCGAGAAAAGACAAAGUUGGCUCCUCAAACAGCAGCAUUUUCAUAACCAGAACGCGAAGAUGGCCGUCGACUUCUUCUCUAACUAGUGCAAAAACUACUGUCACAAAGCACCAUUCAGGGUCCCGUGGGCCCCGCUACCGUCCGCAGAGUCUACAAAACACACCACGGCCACAUGGACAGGGUGAUAUCGUCACGCGACGCAUGCUGUCAGCACGGCGCGUCAAAAUCAAGGACCUCACCAGCCAGAUCUUUGAGCUGCAGCGGGAACUAGACGACUUAAAACGGGAGAACAAACUCCUGAAGACGCUACAGCACAAGCAGGAGAAGGCACUGACAAGAUUCGAGGACCAGGAGAGCGACCUGCCCCAGCUUCUCGCGCGGCACAGCGCCGAGGUUCGGAACUUGAAGGAGCGGUUACGACACAAACAGGACAGUAACCACCGCUCGGAGCAGAAGAUUAAGGACUUGCGGGACGACCUGGAGAAGAAGGAACACCAGGUCACCAAGCUGCAGAAAAUCGUCAGGGACAAAAAUCUUGCCGAGAGAGAUGAACUGAACAGGAAGCUGAUGAGGACGGAACAGAUGCUGCUGGACAAGGAGAAAAAAGUCGCUGAGUUGAAUAAGCACCUGGAGCUUGUACAGGGCAGCUCUACCCGGCAGCUGAACGCGGAGCGAACACGGCACAAGGAGACUCAGGACAAGCUGUCUGCACUGCAGGAGGAGUAUGAUCGUCUGCAAAACAAACUCAAGGAAAAGGAGAAGGAACUAGACAUCAGGAACAUCUACUCCAACAGGUUAAAGGUCGGAGGGUCCAAGGCACCCAGUGUGGAGACCAGCCCAAGGAGACCAAAGGCCCAGCAUAAGAACACUGCGACAGACGAGUCUAAGGAUGACUCCUUCUUCCUGACAGCUCAGCUGCACGACUCGCUGGAGGAGGAGAGGAGGAGACGGGAGGACGAGGAGCGCAAGGAGAGGGAGCGGCAGGAACAGGAGCGUGAGGACAGGGAGCGGAGACAACGCGAGGAGAGAGAACGUGCAGAACGAGAGAGAGAAAGGCUGGAGAGGGAGACACGAGAACGGGAGCUCCAGUUCCGUCAGGACAGGGACAGACGGGAUCGCGAGGUGGAGGAACGGGAACGGAUGGCACGACUCAUGAAGGAGAGGCUGAGCCAAAGUGAUGAGAGCCAACUAGCAAAAGACCUACAAAGAGCAGAAGAGAAUAGAAGACUGGAAGAGCAACGUGAGAAAGAAAGGAAGGAAAGAGAAGAACGAGAGAGACAGAGACUGGAACAGGAAAGGCGGGCAAAGGAGGAGAAGCAGCGUCGGGAACGGGAAGAGCAGGAACAGCGCGAACGAGAGGUGGCCGAACGUCGAGCAAGGGAGGAGGCAAGUCGUCUUGAGAAGGACAUCGCAGCUAAGGAGGAGCAGACGAAGAAGGCACUGCUACUGGCACGGCUGAAGGCCAUCGACCAGGGGGAGAACCCUGACGAGGUGGUUGUACAGAACGGUCCUGGUCCUGUUAGAGAGCUGAAACGACAGAGCAGCAUUGGCAGUCGCUCCAACUCGGGGAAGUCACAGAAGGAAUGGAACUUCAGGAAGCCUGACGAGAACUUGCACAACGGUCUGCCAUCCCACAACGGCAAGGAGGAGGAGGAUGAUCUGACGUUCGGCGGGUACGCUCCAACGUUCGGAACCCGCAAGACCAAGGAACCCGCGAAAAAGAAUGUCUCCACGAUACAGUUCAACGAUGAGUUUGCCCCAAAGAAGCGGGACGCUGGGAAGAACAAGUCCAAUCUCAUGGAGUCUCUGUUUGGGGAAACGGAGCGAAAGAUGGACAAAAAACAAAGCUCUUUUGGGGAAGAUGACAUUUUCUCAUCGAGUACCAAAGCUAAGCCAGUAAAGGAUCGUUCGGCUUAUCCCUGGGAGAAGGAAGUGAAUGUUGCCUCGAGCAAGAAAAAUACGAAAAUGGAGCCAACCUCCACGCUGUAUGGUGGUGGUUCUGCCAUUGUUGACGAGGAACCAAAGUUUACCACGAGCAAGGAAUCCCCUUUCUUACCUCGGCGACCACGAAGGGAGAACAGCUUUGGUAACAAGCCCGCGAUCAACGCGGUGGACUCUAUUGACGAUGAAAUCGAGGAAGUCAUUCUAUGAAGCUGACAUCGGAACACUGGUCACU